Messenger RNA from Cervus elaphus (red deer), 1638 nucleotides. RefSeq names its product kynurenine aminotransferase 3 (gene KYAT3). NCBI's taxonomy places the organism in Eukaryota, Metazoa, Chordata, Mammalia, Artiodactyla, Cervidae. Gene Ontology annotation, biological process: biosynthetic process. The coding region runs from base 138 to 1505 and encodes 455 amino acids. The transcript is spliced from 14 exons. Gene Ontology annotation, molecular function: L-kynurenine:2-oxoglutarate transaminase activity; pyridoxal phosphate binding. The record is from RefSeq and is a predicted model, not a curated record. Gene Ontology annotation, cellular component: mitochondrion; cytoplasm.
UACUCAAUCGCAUCGAGUCCGCGACCCCAAUCAGUCUCCGUUCAGGCUCCGCCCCUAAACCCGAAUCCCGCCCCAUCAGGCUCUCGAGCCCUCGCGGGACUUGAGCUCCGAGAAGCGACGUGUUCGCGCGAGAAAGCAUGUUUUUGGCCUGGGGGAGACUCUGCACCCUUAGCAGUAGACCUGAAUUCCUGAAGACAGUUUGUGCUUCAAAAAUCCUUGGACUCUCUACUUCUGCUAAAAUGUCUUUGAAAUUCAAAAAUGCAAAACGAAUUGAAGGCCUUGAUAGCAAUGUAUGGACUGAAUUUACCAAACUGGCUGCAGACCCCUCUGUUGUGAAUCUUGGCCAAGGCCUUCCAGAUAUAUCCCCUCCGGUAUAUGUAAAGGAAGAGUUAUCCAAGAUUGCAGCAAUUGAUAAUCUGAAUCAGUACACAAGGGGCUUUGGUCAUCCAUCACUUGUUAAAGCUCUGUCCUGCCUGUAUGAAAAGUUUUAUCAAAAUCAAAUCAAUCCAAAUGAAGAAAUCCUCGUGACUGUAGGAGCAUAUGGAUCUCUUUUUAAUGCCAUUCAAGGAUUGAUUGAUGAGGGGGAUGAAGUCAUAGUGAUAGUGCCUUUCUAUGACUGCUAUGAGCCCAUGGUGAGAAUGGCUGGAGCAACGCCUGUUUUUGUUCCCCUGAGAUGUAAACCUGUUGAUGGGAAAAAAUGCUCUAGUUCUGACUGGACCUUAGAUCCUCAAGAACUGGCAAGCAAAUUUAAUUCCAAAACCAAAGCUAUAAUACUAAAUACUCCACAUAACCCACUUGGCAAGGUGUAUACCAAAGAGGAACUCCAAGUAAUUGCCGACCUUUGCAUCAAAUAUGACACACUCUGCAUCAGUGAUGAGGUUUAUGAAUGGCUUGUAUAUACUGGAAAUAAGCAUUUUAAAAUAGCCACUUUCCCAGGUAUGUGGGAGAGAACAAUAACCAUAGGAAGUGCUGGAAAGACUUUCAGUGUAACUGGCUGGAAGCUUGGCUGGUCCAUUGGUCCUAAACAUUUGAUAAAACAUUUACAGACAGUUCAGCAAAACACUGUUUAUACUUGUGCAACCCCUCUACAGGAAGCCUUGGCUCAAGCUCUCUGGAUUGACAUCAAGCGCAUGGAUGACCCAGAAUGUUACUUCAAUUCUUUGCCAAAAGAGUUAGAAGUAAAAAGAGAUCGGAUGGUACAUUUACUUGAAAGUGUUGGCCUAAAACCCAUAGUUCCUGAUGGGGGAUACUUCAUCAUUGCUGACGUGUCUUUGCUAGAUGUAGACCUCUUCGAUAUGAAGGACAGCAAUGAACCUUAUGACUAUAAAUUCGUGAAAUGGAUGAUUAAAAAUAAGAAACUGUCAGCCAUCCCAGUUUCAGCAUUCUGUAAUGCAGAGACCAAAUUACAGUUUGAGAAAUUUGUGCGAUUUUGCUUCAUUAAAAAGGACAGUACAUUGGAUGCUGCUGAAGAAAUCAUCAAGGCGUGGAGUAGACAGAACUCUUGAUACAUACAGAGUGUGUUGUUUCUAUUCAGUGACCUAAUGUAAAAUUACUUGGUGCUGCCACUUGCUGGAUAUUGAAAAGAAAAUCUUUCAAUACAAAUAAAAUUUAAAGGAACAUUUCCAUUGGUAAUCUCAC